This is a messenger RNA of Pipistrellus nathusii (Nathusius's pipistrelle), 948 nucleotides long. NCBI's taxonomy places the organism in Eukaryota, Metazoa, Chordata, Mammalia, Chiroptera, Vespertilionidae. The record is from the annotation of a GenBank genome assembly.
AUGUCUUUCCCGGAGCCGAAGCCGCGCGGCCCGGUGCUGCCGCAGAAACGGCUGAAGACGCUGGACUGCGGGCAGGGAGCGGUGCGAGCCGUGCGAUUUAAUGUGGAUGGCAACUACUGCCUGACGUGCGGCAGCGACAAGACCCUGAAGCUGUGGAACCCGCUGCGGGGGACGCUGCUGCGGACCUACAGCGGCCACGGCUACGAGGUGCUGGACGCGGCCGGGUCCUUUGACAACAGCAACCUCUGCUCCGGCGGCGGGGACAAGGCGGUGGUGCUGUGGGAUGUGGCAUCUGGGCAGGUCGUGCGGAAAUUCCGGGGUCACGCAGGGAAGGUGAACACGGUGCAGUUUAAUGAAGAGGCCACAGUCAUCCUGUCAGGCUCUAUUGAUUCCACUAUCCGCUGCUGGGACUGCCGUUCUCGGAGGCCGGACCCCGUGCAGAAGCUGGAUGAAGCCAAGGAUGGUGUAUCCAGUGUGAAGGUGUCGGACCAUGAGGUCCUAGCAGGCUCCGUGGAUGGCCGGGUCAGGCGCUACGACCUGAGGAUGGGACAGCUCUUCUCCGACUACGUGGGCAGCCCCAUCACUUGCACCUGCUUCAGCCGGGAUGGCCAGUGCACCCUGGUGUCCAGCCUGGAUUCCACGUUGAGGCUUCUAGACAAGGACACGGGGGAGCUGCUAGGGGAGUACACAGGCCAUAAGAACCAAGAGUACAAGCUGGACUGCUGCCUGAGUGAGCGUGACACGCAUGUCGUCAGCUGCUCCGAGGACGGGAAGGUGUUCUUUUGGGACCUUGUGGAGGGUGUCCUGGCCCUGGCCCUGCAAGUGGGCCCUGGUGUGGUGCAGUCACUGGCCUACCACCCGACAGAGCCCUGCCUGCUGACGGCCAUGGGGGGCAGCAUCCAUUGCUGGCGGGAAGAGGCCUACGAGACCGAGGGUGGCACAGGUUGA